UGCCGGUUAGAUCCAAGGCUUUAUAAGGUGCCCCCACCCAAAAAUAUCACUUCAAAAAGUAACACAUUUACAUUUACGAGAUUUACUCUUUGAUAUUUCUAAAUCAAAUGAACUGUCUACAGAAUCUUCUGAGAUCCUCAGCUUUACCUUUGCAAAGCUGCAAAUUCAAUAAACGAAAGUCUCCUUGCUCUUUUAAUUCACUGGGAAUGAUGAACUCUGUUGAUCUAUAUCCAAGUUUAGCCGUUAAGGCAAUUUCUGGAUCUACAUCAAGUAAAGAGAUGAACAACUCUGAAUUGAAGGAGGAAAAAUCUGAUAUCUAUAGUAAUAACAUGACAGAAGCUAUGGGUGCAGUUUUGACCUAUAGGCAUGAACUAGGAAUGAAUUACAACUUCAUUCGUCCAGACUUGAUUGUGGGAUCUUGCCUACAGACUCCUGAAGAUGUUGACAAGCUUCAUCAAAUUGGAGUGAAAACCAUAUUUUGCUUGCAACAAGAUCCAGAUUUGGAAUAUUUUGGAGUUGACAUCAAUGCCAUUCAGGAGCAUGCCAAGACAUAUGAUGACACGCAACACUUGCGUGCUGAAAUAAGGGACUUUGAUUCAUUUGAUUUGAGGAUGCGGCUUCCAGCUGUGGUUGGUAAAUUGUACAAAGCCAUCAAGAGAAAUGGAGGUGUUACAUAUGUGCAUUGUACUGCUGGACUAGGAAGAGCUCCUGCCGUCAUGUUGGCAUACAUGUUCUGGAUUCAAGGCUAUAGACUGAGUGAAGCUCACAGACUUCUGCUGCUUGGUUUUUUUUGUCUCUUGCAGAGUGAGCGCUCAUGCUUCCCAAAACUGGAUGCUAUAAAAUAUGCAACUGCUGAUAUUCUUACAGGCUUCAGAAAGAAGCCUAUCACCUUUUCAUGGAAAAAUAAAAAUUGCAGUUCUGUGGAAAUAUCUGGACUGGAUAUAGGAUGGGGCCAGAGAUUGCCUCUCACGUACGAUGAAAAACAAGGUCUUUGGAUUAUGAAUAAGGAACUUCCGGAAGGACACUAUGAGUACAAGUAUAUUGUUGACGGCAAGUGGCUAUGCAACAAUGAUGAACAACGUACCUCUCCCAACAAAGAUGGCCAUGUCAACAACUAUGUUGAUGUCAUUGAUGAUGAUGCAACAAGUGUCAAGUUAGCCCUACAGAAGAGGUUGAGUGAUGACGAUUUUGAUCUCACGGAGGACGAACGGCACAAAGUAAGGCAAUUUCUUGAAUCUCUUCCUAACGAUGAGUAAAUUACAAAGGCAAUACAAGUUUUUAUCUUCUUGUAAAGUUAUAAACGAAACGAUAUGUUCUAAAUAAAAGAAUGUAUUAUCACGAAAUGAUGUAGUACCUAAAACAAAUAUCAAUAAAUGACAUUAAAAGCUCCAUCGAUGAAUUGGAGUUGAAUGAAA
Molecule: messenger RNA, 1415 nt
Organism: Mangifera indica (mango)
Lineage: Eukaryota; Viridiplantae; Streptophyta; Magnoliopsida; Sapindales; Anacardiaceae
Product: phosphoglucan phosphatase DSP4, amyloplastic
Exons: 14
Coding region: 108-1256 (382 amino acids)
Biological process (GO): starch catabolic process; protein dephosphorylation
Cellular component (GO): chloroplast
Molecular function (GO): carbohydrate phosphatase activity; protein tyrosine/serine/threonine phosphatase activity; starch binding
Source: RefSeq, a predicted model, not a curated record